GUUCAUUCGCAAGGGCAGCCUAUUCGACGCCAUGUCGUCGCUACCCGACAUCCACGCGCCGCCGGCGCAAGUCACGAAGCCCGGCAAACCAAACACAGAACUCGUCGAGGAGAUCGCGGCCCUGCGCAAGGAAUUGAAAGUCGAGGGCGACCCACUUAAGCCCAGGCUCGUCGUGCCGGACUACCCGAUGCAGCCGUCGACGUCCUCACCAAAAUAGGGAUGGAGUUCGUCCGCGGCGCCCAGACUCCAUCUUCCACGAAGGCGCCGCCCGGCAGCCUGGCCAAGGACUGGACGUCCUGCAGCUGCCUCUUCGGCGACCCGCGCGGCGUGCUCGUCAAGGGCGCCGUCGUCCGGCUCAAGACGCAGGACGCCUUCUCCGGCGAGUACGGCGAUAUUGAAAAAUACGACGACGUCCAGCGGAAGUGGCUGGUCCGGCUGCACCGGCGGGAGGUGGCCAUCGCGCCCAUGAGCUUUUCGUAUGUCGAGCUGCACUUCGCGUAUAGGGUUAUGCUCGGCGACGCGUCGGGAGUACCUUCCAGAAGUACACAACCGUACGCGACAGGCGACGUCGUCUUCGUCGAGGCGCCGUGCGUCCUCGUCGGCCCGGACGCGCCGGCGCGGUGGCGCGCCGCCGUGGCGCUGAAGGCGCGCGCCAAGGCGGGCGACGCGGCGGCGCGGGAGGCCGUCGCGCGCCUCGAGGCGCUCGCGCCGCCGGAGCCUCUGUGUGAAACCUUCGACGCGCGCACGCGGCGCAUGCGGGAGGCCCGCGCGGUCGUCGAUGACUACAAAACGCGGAAGACGCGGUCCUUCCGCAAGAAGCAGAGCGCCGCGACCUACGACGCCAAGGUGCGCAAGGUGGCGACGUGCCUGCGGCACUUCGAGGUCUGCGCGCGCCAGCCGUGGGCGGCGUGCGCCGCGGGCACGGCCGUCUACGCUGCCGUGGCCGCGCUGCCGCACGCCUGCGCGCCGGCGCUGCGCAUGCUCAUCGACGAUGGGACGCUCACGGCGACGGCGACGCGCGACCUCGCCGAAAAUCAACUCUUGACGGUGAACCUCGGGCCGCCGCAGCUACCGGAGUGGGGCCGCGACGUGCGGCGCCGGUGGCUGCGGGACCACCACGGCUUCGCCUGCGAAUGCGCGACGUGCGCGCGCGACGACGCGAAGCAGGCGGCGCGCGCCGCCCGGGCCGCGGGGGCGGCGUCGCGCAAGGUCGACGCCGCGCGGGCGGCGGCGCGCGCCGGCAAGGCCCGGCAACCCGCCGCCGCGCCGGCGCCACCACCGCCGCCCGCGCCACCGAAGCUCGAGGACCUCCCGCCCCACCUGCACACGCUCGGCGCGCUCGAGGACCACCUCGCGGCGGAGGAGGCCUCGCGGCGCGCGACCGACGCGUACCUCGCCGAGCACUACGCCGAGUCGUCGUCCGGGGAGUCGGAUAUCGACUGGCGCGCCGAGGUGCCGCGUAAGUGGUAGACUUGUGAA
Molecule: messenger RNA, 1479 nt
Organism: Pelagomonas calceolata
Lineage: Eukaryota; Pelagophyceae; Pelagomonadales; Pelagomonadaceae
Source: the annotation of a GenBank genome assembly